GAUAAUUGAAUCUGACUCCAAAUCGCUAAACUCUCUAGCUUCAACACACUCCAGUCAGGUGUCUUUAAACUCAGGAAAUAGUCCAGCCGUGGACGAUGACCAAGAAGAUGUAUGGUUGACCUGGGGUCAGAUAAUUAACGAUUGGGAGUUUUAUAUCAAAAAGAAAAACUCUUAUGUCAAGGAUUUGGUGAGAAAAGGUGUUCCGCAUCACUUCCGUGGAAUUGUGUGGCAGUUGCUAUGCAACGCUCAGUCUUGUCCUGCUAAAGAUAAUUAUGCUGAAUAUAUCAAAAGUACCUCGCCGUGUGAGAAAGUCAUUAGGCGUGAUAUUGCCAGGACUUACCCCGAACAUGAGUUUUUCCGAGAAAAAGAUGGACCGGGUCAAGAAAGACUGUUUAAUGUGAUGAAAGCAUAUUCCCUCUAUGACAACGAAGUAGGCUAUUGUCAAGGAAGUGCUUUUAUUGUUGGACUAUUACUCUUGCAG
This is a messenger RNA of Limulus polyphemus (Atlantic horseshoe crab), 481 nucleotides long. Its product is annotated as ecotropic viral integration site 5 ortholog-like. The record is from RefSeq and is a predicted model, not a curated record. The transcript is spliced from 2 exons. The annotation marks the transcript as partial. NCBI's taxonomy places the organism in Eukaryota, Metazoa, Arthropoda, Merostomata, Xiphosura, Limulidae.